CAGUGAUUGAAGUGCAUUCAGACGGCAAAGAGGCACCAAGUAUGCUCUGUCUCAUGAUGCAGAAUCCCUUUGCCAAUUAUGUUGCUCAGCGUGUACUGGACGCGGCGGAUGUGGAACAGUUCUGGUGCCUGGUUGACAACAUUCAGAAGUACCUCAUACCCAUCAGCAGUUACACUUACGGUGCCCCCAUUGUGCAGCGCCUGGUCCGCCGCGAACUGGUAAAGGCUCCAGAAGAUCUUGUCUUCAACCUCGCUACCGCCCACCCAGGCUCAGGUGGGAAGGGCAACCAUGCCCAUCACCGCAAGAGGAUCGCUGAAGCUGACGGCAACGCGUAG
Molecule: messenger RNA, 335 nt
Organism: Trypanosoma cruzi
Lineage: Eukaryota; Euglenozoa; Kinetoplastea; Trypanosomatida; Trypanosomatidae
Product: pumilio protein, putative
Exons: 1
Molecular function (GO): RNA binding
Source: RefSeq, a predicted model, not a curated record